This is a messenger RNA of Aspergillus clavatus NRRL 1, 2151 nucleotides long. RefSeq names its product putative acyl-CoA synthetase. The transcript has 3 exons. The record is from RefSeq and is a predicted model, not a curated record. The coding region runs from base 1 to 2151 and encodes 716 amino acids. Lineage: Eukaryota; Fungi; Ascomycota; Eurotiomycetes; Eurotiales; Aspergillaceae.
AUGUCCCACCCCCAACACCUCGUCCACGCACAUUCCCUUCAAGACCCAGAAUCCUUCUGGUCUCACCAUACCGCCCAGCUGCACUGGCAUAAGCCACCCUCGCGCGCCCUGGUUCGGCAGCCCAAGACCCUCCCGUCCGGCGUCACCCACGAGCACUGGGCCUGGUUCCCGGACGGCGAGAUCUCCACCACGUACAACUGCGUCGACCGGCACGUGGCGGCGGGGCGGGGCGACCACGCCGCGAUCAUCUGGGAUUCAGCGGUGACAGGUGUGCAGGAGACGUAUACGUAUCGGCGGCUGUUGGAUGAAGUGGAGGUGUUGGCGGGGGUGUUGAGGGAGGAAGGGGUGCGGAAGGGGGAUGUGGUGAUUAUCUACAUGCCGAUGAUCCCCGCGGCGCUCAUCGCCGCGCUGGCCAUCACCCGCCUUGGAGCCAUCCACUCGGCUGUUUUUGGGGGUUUCGCGGCCAAGUCGCUGGCGCAGCGGAUAGAGGCGGCGCGGCCGCGGGUCGUCAUGACGGCGUCGUGUGGCAUUGAAGGGUCCAAGGGCCCCGUGGCGUACCGGCCGCUGGUCGAGGGGGCCAUUGCGGCGAGCAGCUUCAAGCCGUUCAAGACGCUGAUCUGGCAGCGCGAGCAGCUGCGCUGGGAUAACCCGGACAAGGUAAGCGGGCAGCGCAACUGGCAGCGGUUGGUCAAGAGUGCGCGUAUGCGCGGGGUGAGGGCCGGCCCGGUGCCGGUCAAGAGUACAGAUGGCUUGUAUAUCAUCUAUACCAGCGGCACAACCGGUUUACCGAAGGGAGUGUAUCGAGAAGCCGGCGGCCACGCCGUGGGCCUCCAUCUCUCCAUCAAGUAUCUCUUCGACAUCCACGGCCCCGGCGACGUCAUGUUCUGCGCCUCGGACAUUGGCUGGGUCGUAGGCCACUCCUAUAUACUGUACGGGCCGCUGCUCGUCGGCGCGACGACAGUGCUCUUCGAAGGCAAGCCCGUGGGGACGCCGGACGCGGGCACCUUCUGGCGCAUCGUCGAGCAGCACCGGGCGAAGGUGCUCUUCACAGCGCCGACGGCCAUGCGGGCGAUCCGCAAGGACGACCCGGAUGAUCAAUUUUUCCUGCAGGUCGCGCGGCGCGGCGGGCUGAAGCAUUUCAAGGCCCUGUUUCUCGCGGGCGAGAGGAGCGAGCCCAGCAUUGUGCAGGCAUAUCAGAAGUUGUUGACGCAGCAUGCGGCGCCGGGCGCCAUGGUGGUGGAUAACUGGUGGUCGUCGGAGUCCGGGUCUCCAAUUUCGGGGCUGGCGCUGCGCAGUGUGGCCGGGUUGGUGCAGCAGCAGCCGCAGCAGGACGGUCAGCAUACGAACCCCGCGCCCCUCCGCGUCCGCCCCGGGUCCGCCGGUCUACCCAUGCCAGGGUUCGACGUGCGCAUCGUCGACGAUGACGGAAAGGAAGUCCCGCGCGGGACGAUGGGGAACAUAGUGAUGGCGAUGCCGCUGGGGCCGACGGCGUUUACGAGCCUGUUCAACGACGAUGAGCGGUUCUACAAGGGGUACCUGAAGCGGUUUCACGGGCAGUGGAUGGAUACGGGCGAUGCGGGGAUGGUGGACGAUGAGGGAUAUGUGCAUAUUAUGUCGCGGUCGGACGAUAUCAUCAACGUGGCGGCGCACCGGUUCAGCACGGGUAACACCCCCACCCCUCCCCUUUCCCUCGCGCAUGGGUUGAGAAUGUUAUUCACAAUUGCUAUAACAGGCGCCAUUGAACAGGCUAUCCUCUCGCACCCGGACAUCGGCGAGGCCAGCGUGGUGGGCAUCCCCGACCCGCUCAAGGGCCACCUCCCGUUCGCGUUCAUCCAGCCGCGGGACGGAACCGGGGCGCUACCGGCGCGCCCCAGCGCGGAGCUCUUCGCGGCGGUCAACGCAGCGGUGCGGGAGCAGAUUGGGGCGAUCGCGUCGCUGGGGGGCAUGAUCCAGGGACGGGGGAUGAUUCCCAAGACACGCAGCGGCAAGACGCUGCGGCGGGUGCUGCGGGAGCUGGUGGAGCAGGGGGUGCGGGGGGAGUUUGCUGGGACGGUAAGCAUUCCGCCGACGGUGGAGGAUGCGGAGGUGGUGGAGGUGGCGCGGGCGCGGGUGAGGGAAUAUUUCAUUUUCAGCCAUAAGGCGAAGCUGUAG